GCAAUCGAAGCCAACUCCGAGCUCUCGCGCGCGCUGGUGACGCAGAUCGCCGCCGCGAAGGUCGAGGCUGUAGACUUUGCUAUCAAGUCCCUUGCGCUGCUACGGCGGGAUGUUGGAUCCUUCGGGCUCAUGGCAUCCUCUCCAUUCGGGUCCAACAGCGAUAUUCUGCUCUGCUGCCGAUUUGCAGAAGGCGACAGCCGUGUGUUGCAGCAGAUGGUGACGAGAGACCUCGUGCGAGCACACUCGAAAUUAUCGGCCGUCCUUCGGCUUUUCUACAGAGUGCUGAAGGCCUGGCUGUCCGGGGCGCUCCACGGCUCUGCCAAGCUCCGAUACCUCCGGGACCAACGCCUUCUGCAGCUUCUCUGCGUCCUGGGCAAGCAGCACUGGAAAAUCCGUCGGCAGGGUGUCUCGAAGGCCCAAGCCGAGAGCGACGCCUGGCUCCAAGCUGGUGAGCUCGUUUACGACGUUGCGAAGACGCACGCCCAACAGCUCAUCCACAGCACAGUGGAGGAGAGGUGUGGCAGGAGUGUCGAGACCGACCGCUUCAUGGACAU
This is a messenger RNA of Symbiodinium necroappetens, 554 nucleotides long. Lineage: Eukaryota; Dinophyceae; Suessiales; Symbiodiniaceae. The record is from the annotation of a GenBank genome assembly.